UCCAAAUUGUGUUCUUGUGAAUUUUAAGGAAAAUUUAGAAGACUGAUGUGGUCGAAAUUUAGCUAAAUUCAGUUGAACCUUACUGGAUUUUUGUUAAAUAUAAUCUCGUAUAAUUAGGCCUUGCUCAACUAUAUUCUGGUCUCGGUUGGCUGCAAAAAUGGAUUUCAGCGAGUACUGUGUUGUUUAUCACUGUGGGGGCAAGUCUCAGUUGACUCGGAGACAGACAGAGAUAGCAGUGCUGGCGAUGAUGUAGUAACUGAUCCAACUUCGUGUUCUGUCUCCAUAUAUAAAGACAUGCUCGAUCAUAAGCUAUAUGAGAUUCAUAUUUAUAUGUGUUGCUUGCAAUCAACUACUCUAUUCUGUAAUUACUAAAUGCUUGCAUUUAAAAUGCAGAAAUGUACGAGUUUACUAGUUCUUUUCUAUGCAUUGGGUGUUUUUGCAACUCUGGAGGUUGGUUUUGGAUUUAUAUUGGAAGGCUCCUCGAAUAGAAGCUGCAUUGAAAGUGAGAAAUUGUCUCUGCUCCGCCUUAAAGAACACUUCGUUGAUCCAUCGCUUUACUUGUGGUCAUGGGUUGGAGAUGACUGUUGUGCAUGGCAUGGAAUUGUUUGCAGCAAGAAAACCGGCCACAUCAUUGAACUUAACCUUCGAAAUGGUGCUUUAAGUGGUGAUCAGAUACAUUCUUCCCUUCUGGAUCUGAAAUAUUUGACUUACUUGGACUUGAGUCUCAACUAUUUCUAUGGGAUCCAAAUUCCAGAUUUUUUUGGGUCCUUUCGGGAUCUGACCUAUCUCAACCUCUCUUUCUCCCAUUUUGAAGGUUUAGUUCCUCAUCAUCUUGGAAACCUUUCAAGCUUACAAUACCUUGAUUUAAAUGAUAAUUUUCUAUUAAGCAUUGAUAACAUGGGAUGGUUAUCUAAGCUUUCUAUGUUAGAAUACUUAGAUCUCUCCUCUGUUAAUCUGUCCAGGGCCACUCACUGGUUUCCACCCACUAACAUGCUUCCGAGUUCCAUUUCAGUACUUAACCUAUACGGUUGUCAUCUACCCAACGAUAUCCUUGGUAGUCUUCUGUUUUCAAAUUUAACAUCUUUGGUUAUACUUGAUCUUGGUUACAACCAAAUCAAAUCUUCUUUCCCUUUAUGGGUUUUUAACAAUAGUGGCCUUACACAUCUGAAUUUUGGUCAGAAUAUUUUUAGUGGUCCACUUCCUGAAGCAAUUGGAGGGUUGCCAUCUCUUCUUGAGCUUGAUCUUUCAAGUAAUGAUUUUCAAGAUCCUAUUCCAGAGUCUAUUAGUAGGUUGACAUCUCUCACUAAUCUUCAUUUAUCCAACAAUAAGCUUCAGGGUCUAAUUCCCACGUCCAUUGGAAGUCUAACAUCUCUUCUUGAACUUGAUCUCUCAAAUAAUAUGUUUCAAGGUGUAAUUCCAGAGUCUAUUGGAAGAUUAACUUGUCUCACUAUUCUUCAUCUCUCAAACAAUAAGCUUCAAGGUUCGAUUCCUAGAUCUAUUGGAAGUUUGUCUUCCCUUUCUACACUUGAUCUCGCAUUUAAUAAGUUUCAAGGUUUGAUUCCUCAGUCUAUUGGAAAGUUGACUUCCCUUUCUAGUCUUGAUCUUUCAGAAAAUCGUUUAAAUCAUUCAAUUCCAACUGAGAUGGGAAAUCUCACAAAACUUAAUCACCUCAUUAUAAGCUCAAAUGAAUUAAAAGGCUGUUUGCCAAACGCAUUUUGCCAAUUGUCAAAGUUAGAAACGUUGUACGCUGAUAAGAACCAUCUGAGUGAAAGCAUCCCUAAAUGCAUUGGAGAAUUAUCAAAUCUGAAAGAGUUGGAUCUUUUUUCUAAUUCAUGGGAAGGUUUUGUAUCUGAGCAUCAUUUUUUUAACCUCACGAUUCUGACUUACUUUUAUAUUUCUUCGAACUCUGACUUGGCGUUUAAUGUUAGCUCUGAAUGGGUUCCUCCCUUUCAGCUCCAAUAUUUGUACAUGAAAUCCUUAAAAGUUGGUCCCAGAUUUCCCAACUGGCUCAUGACACAGCAAGAGAUAAGGUAUAUUAGGAUGUCAAAUACGAGUAUUUCAGAUAAAAUUCCUGCUGAUUGGUUUGUUAGUCUCCUAUCUCGGGCAUUCAUUGUUGAUUUAUUUAACAAUGAAAUUAAAGGGACACAACUAUCAUAUAUUUCAUCAGCUUCAGAUGGUCUGGCUAUAUUAGCCCUCUCAAAUAACCAUUUGUCGGGUGAAUUUCCAGCAUUUUUAUGCAAUCUAACGUCCUUGUCGACUUUAGUUUUCUCCAACAAUAACUUCUCAGGAGAGCUCCCCCAAUGUUUAGGGAAGCUGACAGAAUUAAGAGAUUUUGAUGUGAUGAAUAACAGUUUCUAUGGUGAAAUUCCUGUUUCUUUGGGUUCUCUAAAACAUCUCACUUACUUGAACUUGCACAACAACAAGUUCCAAGGGAAGCUUCCAUUGUCCUUCCAGAAUUUGAAGGAGCUAGUGGCACUAGAUCUGGGAAAGAACAAUCUAAGCGAUUUUCUCCCCUCUUGGAUUGGAGAGCAAUUACCUCGUCUGCAGUAUUUAAUACUCCGGUCCAACAAUUUCUAUGGUACAAUUCCCACAGAAAUUUGCCACAACUCAACAAUUCAAAUUUUAAACUUGGCACGAAAUCAAAUCAUAGGACACAUUCCUCCUUGUUUCGGCAAUUUUAGUGCCAUGAUUACAAGUGACAGCAGACUUACUAUGGGUCCAGGCUUUAGUUCAGAAAAUGGUGAAAUGAUAAUAGAUAAUUCAAAAGGAUACGAGCUAGAAUAUACCUCUACCCUCGGGUUUUUGGUUUCCAUUGAUUUAUCAAAUAACGACAUUAGUGGAGAGAUCCUAGACGAGUUGAUGGAUCUUCAUGGUUUAUUGAAUUUGAAUUUAGCAGGUAAUCGUCUAGCUGGAAAUAUCCCAGACCGGAUUGGGAAACUGGAACAACUGGAAUAUCUUGAUCUCUCUAGUAAUGAGCUUUAUGGUCACAUUCCGCAAAGUCUAUCUGACUUGAACUUUUUAAGCAGCUUGAACCUCUCCUUCAAUGAUUUAUCAGGGAGGAUACCCACCGGAAACCAACUCCAGACCCUUGACGAUCCCUCCAUCUAUGCUGGCAACAGUCAGCUAUGUGGCCAACCUCUCCUGAAGCCCUGCCUUGACAGCUACAGAGAAGCUUGUUCUGAUUCUGAUUCUGAUGAUGAGCGCUUGUGGUUUUAUGCUGGGAUGGGUCCUGGUCUCUUGGUCGGCCUUUUGUUGUUCUGCGCUUCCCUUCAAGUCAAUAAGUCUUGAAGGUAUUGUUACCAUCAUUUUGUCCAACAAAUCUUCAACAAGAUAGCGGUUUUCAGUGCCUUGUUGCAGAUGAAGUUCUUUAAAUAACAGUUGACCUCUUUUUCAUCAUAGACACAAAAAGAAACUUUAGGACCGUUUUUUCAACCAAACUCUAGCUUCGGAGGUAGAGGAUAUUAUAAAAUCCUGCAUCAUACACAGAUAGAGCUUCUGCACUCCUGUUGUAUUUCAUAUGGAUUCGUACUUCUAUAUAUUUUCCAGGUUCUUUUUCCA
This is a messenger RNA of Daucus carota subsp. sativus, 3558 nucleotides long. RefSeq names its product receptor-like protein EIX2. Gene Ontology annotation, molecular function: protein binding. NCBI's taxonomy places the organism in Eukaryota, Viridiplantae, Streptophyta, Magnoliopsida, Apiales, Apiaceae. The transcript has 2 exons. The record is from RefSeq and is a predicted model, not a curated record. Bases 373 to 3288 code for a protein of 971 amino acids.